This is a messenger RNA of Thecamonas trahens ATCC 50062, 1923 nucleotides long. RefSeq lists its product as uncharacterized. NCBI's taxonomy places the organism in Eukaryota, Apusomonadida, Apusomonadidae. The coding region runs from base 1 to 1923 and encodes 640 amino acids. The transcript has 2 exons. The record is from RefSeq and is a predicted model, not a curated record.
AUGAAGGCGGUGUCCAAGGCUGGGCGUGCGGCCAAGCUGGUGUGUCGGGCGUGCGGAGCUACCAAGUUUGCACUGCAGGACGGCGGGUUGAUGGUGUGCUCGCGGUGCUCGACGGUGUCGAGCGACUACGUGGCGCAGGAGACCGAGAACAGCGGCGAUGUGUGGCUCGGCUCGUCGCAGCUGCGGAAGAACAUGCGAUCGCGGCUACGGGAGGAGCGGCGAAUGCUCCGGCAAAAGUCCAAGCCCGGCAAGAAGAAGCGCGGCCGUCAGAAUCUGCCGUACAUGAGCCUCGGCCAGUUUCUUGCGCUGCAGAGCAAGGCCCUCAAGGCCGUCCUCGCUGCCGCCUCGCGCAACCUCGGCCUUCCGAGCGAGUCGGUUGCCUGGUGCCGUGAGACGUACUUUGCCGUGAUCGAGGGCCAGCGGAAGCGUGGUCACCUCUUGAUCGAUAAGACGCGGUCCGCGUCGCAAGCCUCGCUCCCCUUUGCCAUCGGCGUGCUCGGCAAGGAGGUGGCUGCCAAGCUGGGCCUCCGCUGGCGCGUCCAUCGUCGGUCGCCUCUGUUCAGAAUGACAAAGGAGGACAUGGCCGCCGACUCGUUUGCCCUUGCUGACGAGCCGGUGGAGACGAUCGAUCUGGCUGUUGGCAUUCUCGAGACGCUCGGCAAUCGAAGCGGCUCGCUGGUGUACGUCCUCGUUGGCCUCGCCUUUGCUCAUGCCGGGCUUCCGGUCUCCGUGCUGGACAUUGUGCGGUGGCAAGCGCGCGGCUUACUUGGAUGGAACGAGUACGACCGCAUCGUCCGCGGCUGGGCGCAUCGCGGGCCGUUUGCCAACAUCCUGCGAUCUACCCUCAUGUUCCGCCGCUUCUACCGGGUAACGACCGAGCUUGUCUUCCGUCUCGUCCCGCGCGAUUGGCUCGACCCUCCCAGCUACCUCUACAUUGUGCGCUAUGCACGGGCGCUGGAGCUUCCGCCGGCGAUGGCACAUCUCGCUCUGCGCAUUCAUGGCCAGAUGACGCUAAUUGCCCGCCCGCAGGCCGAGUCGGUGCCCGGCACGAAUGAGGCCGUCGCGCUGGCCAUUGCCAUUGCGCUCGUUAGGCGCUACGCGUUUAGUUAUGACCAGCAGCAGCCGCACAACGCCGAGCUCACUGCCGUUCUGCAGGGCAUCUUCGAGUUUGACUUUCCAUCUUGGUUCGAGGCGCUCGCCCACAAGGAGAUGACCCGGCUGCGCCCGGACCUUGCACUCCCACGCGACGAUGAGUACACCUACGGGAUGGCUGCGGACGGAAAGCCGGUCUCGUACGAUACCGCGCUGGGGCUGGCGGUUCACGGCAUCGAGACGCUGGCUCUGCGGUGCGAGCUCCCAGAGCAGGGCUCACACAACGCAUCUCGCGGCAUCCGCACCUCGCUCGGCCUCAGCGCCGAUGUGAUGAAAGAGCUUGCGUCGGCCGAUCCGCUCGUCGGCAGCCAGCCGGCCGAGAUGGAGGCCAUGUCGUACUCGGAGACCAUGUCGGAGCUCCUUCCGAAUUUUGACGUUUCGCUCGACGAGCUGGAGCUGGAGCAGCCGCUGGGGCGCGGGGCGGGGACCUGCGAGCUCAGUGACGCGGCGUACGACCAGGCCAUCGACACUGUUCUCAGCAAUCUCAUCAAGAACGCAGCGUGGGCCGAGGCUGACGGGCAAAACGACCAGCCGCAGGAGGCGCUGUGGGUCAUGCACGCCAUCGCUGACCAUGUCGGCCUCGAGGCCGAAGCCUUUAUCAACUCGGUCGACAACUGGACCAACGCCGUUGUGUUUGGCGGCUGGGACCUGCCGGCGAUCGCCACCGGCGAAGGCAUCUUUUCCUACUGGACGAAGCGGGGCAAUGCGCCCGAGCACAUGGCCGUCACCCAUCGGCCGUGGUCGGAGGCACCGCCCGAGGUGCCGACGUAG